Messenger RNA from Onthophagus taurus, 435 nucleotides. RefSeq lists its product as uncharacterized. Lineage: Eukaryota; Metazoa; Arthropoda; Insecta; Coleoptera; Scarabaeidae. The record is from RefSeq and is a predicted model, not a curated record.
AUGGAGGCGGAGGAGGUGGUGGAGGUGGUGGGGGCGGCCAUGGUGGUGGCGAUGAAGGUCAUGGCGGUGGUGGUGGAGGCGGAGGAGGUGGAGGAGGGGGAAAGGAUCCCAAAUUAUGAUAGCAAGAAGGAUGGUAAAGAUGGUGGUGGAGGAGGAGGUGGUGGUGGUGGUAGUGAAGGACAUGAAGAAGGUGGACAUAGAAGAGAUGGAAGUGGAGGAAGACAUGGAGGAGGCAGUGGUGGAGGAGGAGGUGGAGGACAUGGUGGUCACGGAGGAGGAGGAGGAGGUGGUGGUGGUGGACAUGGUGGUCAUGGAGGAGGAGGAGGAGGAGGUGGUGGCGGACAUGGUAGUCAUGGAGGAGGAAGUCAUGGAGGUGAUGGUGGUCAUGGUGGUGGUGGCGGUGGCGGAGGAGGUGGCGAUCGUGGUUGCCAUUGA